Cladophialophora bantiana CBS 173.52 is the source of this 960-nucleotide messenger RNA. RefSeq lists its product as uncharacterized. Lineage: Eukaryota; Fungi; Ascomycota; Eurotiomycetes; Chaetothyriales; Herpotrichiellaceae. The transcript has 4 exons. The record is from RefSeq and is a predicted model, not a curated record. Bases 1 to 960 code for a protein of 319 amino acids.
AUGGCGGCCCCAGAAAGCGACCUAAAGACCUUCGCCUCUUUCCUUAAGAAGGAGCGUCAACCUGACUUCGAUAUCAUCGUGAAAGCCUAUCGGUGGUCAGUCCAUAGUCACAUUAUCUCUAGCCACGAGUUCUUCGGAAAGCUCUGCAGCGGCGCGCCCGAGGACGGUAAGCGACACGAAGUGCAUCUCGACGAUGACGAACCGGUCAUCAUUGCCCACUUGAUCCUUUGGUGGUACACAAAGGAAUACGACACCGAGGCUAUAUAUGACAUUGCUGGAUUCGACCUAGAAAGUCUUAUGAACUAUGGCAUGAUAUCUCCAUACUUUUGCUCCAACGCUCUGCCCGCCCUCGAGACAGAAACCGACAAUGAUGGGGACAUUGAUCGGACAAAUCUUUCCCCAAUAUCACUGCACGCGAAGAUGUACCUUAUUGCCGACAAAUAUGACAUCAUGGAACUACGUGAGAAAGCAGUCUAUGAGAUCAGCGAAAUUCUCGACGCCGUGAAGGAAGAUUUGCUACCAUGUUUGAUUCAUUUCUUUGUCACCAAUUCCUCGGUCGAUAGUCCCGUGGAUGGCGACAACGGCGGCAUUCCUCCUGACAAGAACAUUGACGCUUCCGCCACUGGUGUAACUGAACUGUGGAAAAUUCUCGCCGAAACCGCAAGCAAAUACUUCCUCUCAUACCGCACUGACGCGACCUUCCAGCAGAUCAUAACAUGUGACCCGCGCUUCCAUUGGGACGUGAUGGGCAGACUUGCCAGCAUGUUGGAAGCUGCACAGGACAAACUGGCAAGUACUCCUGUUGAAGCGCCGAAGACGCCAAAGAAGAGGGGAAAGAAGAAGCAGGAAAAUAACUCGAGCUCGGAGUCGGCCCGAGACAAACAGAAGAAGAAAGAGAAAGGAGGAGACGCGCCUGCGAAGAAGCUGAAGAGGGAGCCAUGCAUGGUGAACGAACAGUGA